AUGGACGCCAUUGGUGCAGGAGUGGAAUUGCCCAGGAGGAAGAUUCUUCGGCCAAAAAGGUUCCGGGAUGGAGGGGAGCAGGGGGAGUUGUUGUUAGGAACCACGUGGAAGAGGAAGGUGAGGUAUCUUUUGCAGGAGGAGAGGAACACCAAACGUCCCGUGCUGGGAAGGGUUGGGAAAGUAGUGAGGAGAAUCGGUGCGACGCCGCAGGAUUGCGGAAGAUUUCCAGAUGACGGCAGAGGGGUUACGGAAGGUGGCGAGGAACAAGGGAAGUGCGCGGAGGGGGUUUGGGGGCGAGGCUGGGCAAGAGGGGGUUGCAAUACACAUCUGAGAGGUAGUGGCCGACCGAGAUACGUGCAGGACGCUUUGAGACCCAGGUAUGGCGGUGGUCUGCAAGAUUGGGAGUACAAUGGCCAUGAUGAUGAUUUUUAUGAGGAUGCUUAUUGUGAUGGGGACUAUUGUGAAGAGGGUGAGGGUUGUAGUUAUGAUCUGAGGAAGUCGCAUAGGCCUUGGCAAAGGAGGCCUAGGUGGAUGAACCAACAAGAUAACAUGUACAGUCAUAAUUUUGGUUGUGCAAGUUUCUUUUUCAGGAAUAGGGUGGAGGAGGAGAGUUGGAGACAAUGGAGAAAGGAGAGGAUGGGACAGCAGAUAGGAGACGGGAGUCGGAUUAAAAAUCAGCAGGCAGCCACUUCAUCUGCAUCUCAUACGGUGGGGGAGGAGAGGAAUGCUGGAGUGUACACGCAGGAGGCUGCAUUGGGAACAAGUGUACUGUGCCCAUUGACGCGGGGUGCUAAGAAAACCCUGGAGUUCCUGCUUAGUUUGGAGGAGCCGAUAUCGGCAAGUUGUCCCGCAUUAAUAGGCGCAACUGCGCUCAGUUUGGAACAAGAGGUGGGAAGGAUUAAGCAGCGGUGGGCGCAGCUCUACGGAAGUACAAAGAGUUCCCUGUGUUGCCAGUGCCCUUAAUAAUUGGGAUUUUUCCAGCAACUAACUGCUGGGAAAUUUGCACAACCGCAACUGUGGUAGUGGAUGUAAAUGUCCCCUAGCUUUACACUAUUUAAUGUCUACAUAAAAUAUCUCUUUAAAAGCAAACAAUAUGGCAGCUCUAAUGUACAAAUGUAAAUAUACAGAAAUUAAAAUUUCUAUGGACACAUAGGUGACUUGGAACUAAUUUAUCUGGCACAAUGUAGCCCUGCAUUAAUGUGUGACUGCUACACAAUAGAUGCUGACCAGAACAUUCCCAUCUGAUUUCUUCCUGCAUCAUCGUUUUACCCUUUAAAUUUUGAUAUUCAGCUGUCCAAAAAAUAGGUUGUUUCAAAGCAAGGAAUUUAUUUCAUUUAUUACAUCUGCCAGCACAACACUGGCAGAGAAUUCACAUAUUUUCUUGCUUUUCCUGAAGAUUCAUUUCCCUGCCGAUGAUACAUUAAAAUUCUCUUUCUAUUGAUACUAAA
Messenger RNA from Xenopus tropicalis (tropical clawed frog), 1448 nucleotides. RefSeq lists its product as uncharacterized. NCBI's taxonomy places the organism in Eukaryota, Metazoa, Chordata, Amphibia, Anura, Pipidae. The coding region runs from base 1 to 963 and encodes 320 amino acids. The record is from RefSeq and is a predicted model, not a curated record. The transcript has 3 exons.